Molecule: messenger RNA, 2535 nt
Organism: Anoplophora glabripennis (Asian longhorned beetle)
Lineage: Eukaryota; Metazoa; Arthropoda; Insecta; Coleoptera; Cerambycidae
Gene: Fatp1
Product: long-chain fatty acid transport protein 4
Exons: 9
Coding region: 194-2305 (703 amino acids)
Biological process (GO): triglyceride homeostasis
Cellular component (GO): endoplasmic reticulum
Molecular function (GO): long-chain fatty acid-CoA ligase activity; long-chain fatty acid transmembrane transporter activity
Source: RefSeq, a predicted model, not a curated record
CGCCGCCGGUCAUUCCGAUCUAAGCAAGCCUUGCAGAAGCCGAGACUCGUUUCUACCGUUUCAAAAACCGCGCGGUGCGUUUGUUUUUCGUGAAAAUCGUGGUAGUUUUGCGAAUCCCUAGUGGACCGGUGAGAUUUGAUAUUGCAAAUCGUGAUAUGCGUCUUUCGUUCCAGUAAGUUGUGUUUGGUUUACCAUGAAGGAAAAUAAUAGUGCUAAUGGCAAGGUGCACGAGAAACACCAAUCGGAAGACGUAGAGACCGGCGAGCUAGUCAGUUCCGACGACACAGGUAAAGGAAAAACGGUCGCGACGGGGCGAAGAAGUUUAAAGACGAGACCAGUUCGAGUCUUGCUCCGUCGCUUAGCGGCCAUGUCACUUGCCCUGGCCGUUCUAGUUGGUUUGGGAGCCGUUGUUUGGUAUUUCUUAGGAUGGGUGUCCCUGGUGCAACUGAUCCUGGUAGCCGUGGUGGCCUAUAUCGCGGCUGGAAAAUAUAAGUGGCUCUACGUGGUCUUAAGAACUGCGCCGAGGGAUUUGAGGGCUCUGUACAAAUACUUAAGGCUUAUAAUUCAAGUGAAAAGUUUCCAAAGGAAAAAUUUAACGCUAGCGGACGUUUUCAGACAAAACGUUAAAAAACAUCCGAACAAACCUUGCAUCGUUUUUGAAGAUCAAGAGUGGACAUUUGGUCAAGUAGAGGAAUACAGCAAUAAAAUAGCGAACUUGUUCAAAAGCCAUGGCUAUAAAAAAGGCGACAGAGUGGCCUUAUUCUUAGAGAACAAGCCUGAAUUUAUCUGCAUAUGGCUGGGCUUAUCCAAACUAGGUGUCAUCACCCCUUUAAUAAACACCAACCAAAGACUGAAUUCACUAGUACAUUCCAUAAACAUUGGCAAAAGUCAGGCAGUUAUAUUCGGCAUCGAAUUAGCAGACGCUGUGAAGGAAGUCUUGGAUAAAAUCGAAUCUAAAGUAGCUCUUUAUCAAAUAAGUUGUAAUAAUAAUGUGGGGAUAGCGGAUCAAAAGUUCCACAACUUAGACGUGUUGCUUAAGGAUGUCCCCGAUGCUCCUCCUCAGAUUGCGGACAAAUUGGGGCACCAUGACUGUAUUGUGUAUAUUUAUACCUCUGGGACAACUGGAUUGCCAAAAGCUGCUGUUAUUAGCACGUCGAGGUACAUUUUCAUUGCAAGCGCGAUUCAUUGGAUGUGCGGGUUCACGUCGAACGAUCGCUUUUACACCCCGCUUCCACUUUAUCACACUGCUGGCGGUUGCAUGACCGUGGGCCAGAUGCUUAUAUACGGGGCGACGAUAGUCAUCCGAAGGAAGUUCUCAGCAUCUGGAUUUUUCGCGGACUGUAGGAAAUAUAAUUGCACGAUCGCACAAUAUAUCGGAGAGAUGUGCAGGUAUAUACUUGCGGUACCACCCACGGAUUCGGACGCGGAUCACAAACUGAGGAUGAUAUUUGGAAAUGGCCUGCGACCCCAGAUAUGGACGGAGUUUGUCGAUAGGUUCAAAAUACCGAGAGUAGGAGAAUUUUACGGCGCAACUGAAGGCAAUGCCAAUAUAGUUAAUGUCGACAACACGGUGGGAUCCAUAGGAUUCAUAUCGAGAAUCAUCCCGUCAGUAUACCCGAUAUCGAUAAUAAAGGUGGACCCAAACACCGGGGAACCAGUGAGAGACGCCCGGGGCCUUUGCAUGACUUGCGAACCGAACGAACCAGGUGUGUUCAUUGGAAAAAUCAUCCCCAACAAUCCUUCCCGGGCGUUCCUGGGUUACGUCGACAAAGAAGCGUCCCAGAAGAAAAUCGUCCGCGACGUAUUCACGCACGGUGACAGCGCUUUCUUGUCGGGAGACAUUCUGGUGGCCGACGAAUUGGGAAACCUGUUCUUCAAAGACAGGACAGGCGACACUUUCAGAUGGAAGGGGGAGAACGUGUCGACGUCAGAGGUAGAGGCGGUCAUGAGCAAUUUGGUGGAUUACAAGGACGUCGUUGUGUACGGGGUUGAAAUAAGGGGGCAGGAGGGUCGAGCGGGUAUGGCGGCCGUUUUUGACCCUGAGGAAGCCGUCGAUCUAAACAAACUAGUAGGUGGUGUUAAGAAGACCCUGCCGUCAUACGCUAGACCAAUUUUCGUUAGGAUUCUAAGUAAAAUAGAUUUAACGGGGACAUAUAAAUUAAAGAAGAACGAUCUGCAGAAAGAAGGGUUCGACCCGUCGAAGGUUAGUGAUAACGUUUAUUAUUUAGAGAGUUCUACGGGUACUUAUGAGAAAGUGACACCGGAAAUUUACGGUAAGAUCAACGAUGGGAGCAUAAGGGUAUAGUGGUAGUUAAUUCAAGGGACAAUUUUUACUUUUGUGUGCACUGUGAUUAUUCUCGAAUCGACUGAAACGGAAUCUGAAGAACACAUCUAAUAUUUGUACACUACAAAUGAUAUUAGGAGUACAUAUUUUUUAUAUAUGACUUUUUUAGAUAUAUUUAACUUUUUCUUUAUUACUACAUGGUUGUGUUUCAUUGAUUAUGUAUUGUUAUCAAUAAAAGUAUUUAUAUGUUG